AUGGCGGACGAGCUCAACCACAACGGCAUCAAUAGCAUGGAUAGUGUGAUCCCGGUCCCUGGCGCCAACAGUGUUGCUGGAGGCGACAACAGUGGCAGCGAUAAAAGCGAUGCGUCCGAUGUCACUGUCACCCCCGGAAGUUUGUCCCCGGGCGGCCUUCGACUCGUUGCCCGCGAUGCCAGCCCCGAGUCAAACAGCGCCGGGCCCGCCCCCAACCCAGAUCAGCUCGCCAGCCAAUUCUACGCUGAGCGGAUGUCGAUGGACCAUCCCGACGACCCCCUCGACCGCUUUGCGCCGUCGCCUGGCUCCGACGACGUAUUUCUCCCACAGCCUGUUGGUGCACACGACGCGGGAGACCGCUGUCCGUAUGACUUGCCAGAGUGCUGCGAACCCUUUGCCGAUGGCGUCGAAGGCAGCGCCAUGUUUGGUCUUUUCUUCCUUGCCUGCUUCGACGUCUAUGUCACAGCCGUGCUGUUGAAGACCCGCGGGGAGCUGUUGACGCUGUUUUUGAUCCGGUAUAUCGUCCAGCCAGUCCUACUUGCGUUCCUUCUCGGCAUCCAGUUGCUAUUCUACUACUUCCUCUUCUACCACGUCCUCGUCAAAGAACUCAUUCCCUACAGCUUCCCCAACGAGCUCGCAUGGUGCAGGAGCAUGAUUGCAAAAGGAAAUAACAUGUUCAACAGAAGAAUGGCUACGUUCAACAUAGGAACGAACUGGUUCAGAAAUUACAAGAACCGGUUCAGAAGAGCCCGGAAUGCGGCGGUUGAAACGCCACGCAACUGGUUCAACGCAGUUUUUGCCCGUCAAGGACCUGCCGCACCCGCCCAUGAAGAGAUAGAAAUGGAGGCCGUUUCUGGCUAG
Molecule: messenger RNA, 861 nt
Organism: Sporothrix brasiliensis 5110
Lineage: Eukaryota; Fungi; Ascomycota; Sordariomycetes; Ophiostomatales; Ophiostomataceae
Exons: 1
Coding region: 1-861 (286 amino acids)
Source: RefSeq, a predicted model, not a curated record